UGAGAAGGAGGAGCCGCCCGCAGCCACCCUGACAGUGGAGGGAGUGUGUGCAGUUGUAGGGACGAGCCGAUGUCACACGGCUGUGGGGCGCUUGGCAUUUACACAAGAUGGUGUUUGAGUCUGUGGUGGUUGAUGUGCUCAACCGUGUCUUGGGGGACUAUGUGGUUAAUCUGGACAGCUCGCAGCUCAAGUUGGGGAUAUGGGGAGGUGCUGUUGCUUUGAAAAACUUGGAAAUUAAAGAAAAUGCAUUGAGCCAGCUGGAUGUGCCAUUUAAAGUAAAGGCAGGUCAUAUCGGAAAGCUUGAUCUAAAAAUCCCCUGGAAGAAUCUGUAUACUCAGCCAGUGGAAGCUGUUUUGGAUGGAGUUUAUUUACUUAUAGUGCCAAUUGCCAGUAUAAAGUAUGAUGCUGAGAAAGAAGAUAAACAGUUUAUGGAAGCAAGGCAAAGGGAACUGCAACGGAUUGAAGAAGCGAAACAAAAGGUUGCUGAUCAAGAAAAGCCAAAGGAAGAAAAACAGGACACUUUUGUAGAAAAACUAGUCACUCAGGUUAUCAAGAAUCUCCAGGUGAAGAUUUCCAAUAUUCACAUUCGAUAUGAAGAUGAUAUCACAAACUCUGAGUGUCCUCUGUCAUUUGGAGUCUCAUUGCAGAACCUCAGUUUACAGACAUGCGAUAAAAAUUGGAAUCCGUGCCUACAUGAUGAAUCUUCUAAGUUGUUUUACAAGGUUGUUCGACUAGAUAACCUAUUUGCCUAUUGGAACGUUAAAUCAGAAAUGUAUUAUUAUCGCAGUUACAAUGAGGCUUUGGAUGUUCUGAAAUAUGGAGUAGCAGCACAUAACACAAUUCCAGAAGGUUAUGAUUUUGUUUUCAGGCCAAUUUCAGGAAGAGCAAAACUCAGAAUGAACCCUCGCUCGGAUUUUGAUUUUUCUUCACCAAAGAUUGAUUUGGACGUAAACCUUCAGGACAUUGCAAUAGAAUUCAAUAAACCACAGUAUCAUAGUGUCAUGGAACUUCUGGAGUCCAUUGAUAUGAUGUCACGAAAUUUACCGUACCGAAAGUUCCGACCAGAUGUGCCUGUUCAUAACCAUGCAAAAAAUUGGUGGAAAUAUGCCAUCACUGCUAUUCUUGAAGUAAAUGUGAAACCAAGGCUCCAUAUGUGGUCAUGGAAACGCAUUCGGAGACACAGACAGGAAGUUAAGAAUUACAAAGAAUUGUAUAAAACGAAAAUAACUUCAAAGAAACCUUUGGAAAACAUUGUUUGUAGUUCAGAGGAGCAUGAAAAGUGUCUGGAUAUUUUUAACAUUACUCUAGCAAGACAACAAGCAGAAAUGGAGGCACGCAAAGCUGGUCUUAAAAUAUACAGGCCUGGAGUAAAGGAUGAGGACAACAACUCCGGUGGGUGGUUUGGCUGGAUGUGGGGCUGGUCUGGUGAAAAUACUGAAAAAAAGGAAACUGCAAAAUCUGGAACAGGUUUUGAAGAAUUGUUAAGUUCUGAGGAGAAAACAAAGCUGUAUGCAGCCAUUGGAUACAGUGACUCAGCUGUUGACCCAACAUUACCGAAGUCUUAUGAAGCUAUUAUUCUCUGUGUAAAGCUGCUGAGUAUGUCAAUUCAUUUACGAGAAGACAAGAGUAAACCAGAGUUGAUCAAUUUGGCAAUUACAGAUUUGAGUACAGUAUUAAAACAACGCCCAGGAGCACAAGCACUUAGGUUUGAAGCCCAGAUUGGUACAUUUGAGGUAACCGGUGCACCACAAGGGAAGGAUAUUCCCUGUUUGCUUUCUUCCCGAAAUGUUGUAACGGAAAAUAAUGUCUCCCUGCUUAGCCUUAUGUUUGAAACCAAUCCGCUAGAUGAGCUUGUAGACCAGAGACUACUUGUUGAGUCACAGCCUCUGGAAAUAAUAUACGAUGCAAAAACCAUUAACAGUUUAGCAGACUUUUUCCGGCCUCCCCAAGACGUUCAUCUUGAACAACUGACUUCAGCUACUUUGUCCAAACUUGAAGAAUUUCGUGAUAAAACCUCAACAGGCUUAUUAUACAUCAUUGAGACCCAGAAAAUUCUUGACUUAAAAAUUAACUUAAUGGCCUCAUACAUCCUUGUUCCUCAAAAUGGUUUUUAUGAGUCAUCUUCAAACUUGCUUAUCCUCGAUCUUGGUAGUUUUAAGAUGGCCAGCAAAAACCGUUCACAUCUCCCUCAGCUUAAGAUAGGACACAGUAGCAUUGAAGACAUCAUGUCAAGGGCAUAUGACAGCUUUGAUGUGCAACUAAGCAGCAUGCAACUACUUUACAGUGAACAUUGUGAGAACUGGAAAGAGGCCCGUAAACUAAAACAUUCAUCCCAGCACAUUUUGGAGCCAAUGGAUCUGAGGGUGGACUUCAGCAGAGCUUUGGUGGUAACUGAUGCCAGAAUGCCCAAAUUUAAACUGUUUGGAGAACUUCCUUUACUUUGUGUCCGGAUCUCUGAUAAGAAGCUUAAAGGCGUGUUAGAGUUAAUUGAUAGCAUUCCCAAACCGGAAAGUCCGCCUGAACCUCCUGCUUCAUCCAAAAAUCUUCUGAUGCAAAAGUCUCCUCCUUUGAACACUCCUCCACUAGCACCGAGCAGACCUGCUUUUGUGGAACUACAGUCUCUAAUUGAAUCUGAUGUAGACGAAGAGGAGUUUUAUGAUGCUCCAACAAGUCCUGUUGAGGAUAUGCCAUUUUUUGAUGUUUCAAGUGGUUCUCUAAGCAGGGCUGGUAGUAUGAAAAGACUAAGGCUAAAGAAACAAGAAACUUUAAGAAAUAUGACUGAAUUUCAAAUGAGAUUUGAAGUAACAGAGACGAUACUACAGAUAUGCAAUCUUUCUGAGGAUACAGAAAAAAUUGUUCUGCAGCUGGAGAUUUUGGGUUUAGGCACUGAACUUAAUGUUAGAACAUUUGAUAUGGCUGCAAAUGCAUUUUUGAGAGAGAUCUCUCUAAAAUGCCCUCAGUACACAGAUGAUGAAGAAAAACCAGUUUACAUUAUUACAACAUUGGAUAACACCACAGAUGACCUUUUGACCCUUGAGUACACCAAGGCAGAUGUAAAUGGACCAGAAUUCAAGACAACAUAUAAGAAUGUAGAACAACUGAUAAAGGUGAAUUUCUCUUCUUUGGAUGUACAUUUGCACACUGAAGCUCUUCUGAAUACAAUGAGCUUUCUGACCAGCCUUGUACCACAGUCUGAAAAUAAGGAACCUGAGCAGCAUCAAGUGCCAGAGACAGAGGAAGAAAAGAAAGAAGCUCAAAGGAAGAAAAUAACACUAAAAAGAUCAAAGUAUGAUGAUGUUAUAAAUCUCCAUAUUUGUGCCGAUUUGUCCUGUCUUCGGGUUUUUAUUCGCCAGCAAAAAUGUAGAAUUUCAGAAAUCAGCAUACAAGGUCUUGAUUCUCAGGUGAUAAUGAGGAAGCAAUCUAUGGAGGUAUUGGCAAAAUUGAAAAACAUUGUUGUACUAGAUUCAAGCAAGAAUGCUCUGUAUAAAAAGGCUGUCUACAUCACUGGAAAAGAAGUUUUCAGUUUUAAAAUGAUAUCAUAUGUUAAUGCUACAGAAGGUGUUGCCUACACAGAUAUGAACAUAGUUGACAGCCACAUCACAUUAACUGUUGGGUGCAUUCAAGUCAUAUUUGUUAACAAAUUUGUAUCAGCCAUUUUGGCAUUUGUUGAUAACUUUCAAACCGCCAAAGAGGCCCUAACAGAAGCCACAGUACAUGCAGCCGAAAAGGCAGCAACAGGUGUGAAAGAGCUUGCUGAGCGCAGUUUUAGACUAGCAUUGGAUAUUAAUAUUAAAGCACCUGUUGUCAUUGUACCACAGUCAUCUACUUCUACAAAUGUCUUGGUUGCUGACCUUGGUUUCAUUACUGUUAAUAAUACGUUCUCCAUCGUACCUUUAAAAAGUCGCUGCAGUCUUCCUCCUGUGAUUGACUCCAUGACCGUGAAAUUAAGCGAAUUAAAGUUAUACAGGACUGUACUUGAGAAAGGUGUAUUGCAAGCAGAAGUGCAGCUGUUGCAGCCACUGAAUAUGGAUCUUACAAUUGAACGCAAUUUGGCAGCCGCCUGGUACAGUGAUAUUCCUGAUAUUAAAAUCCUUGGACAUCUAAAACCAAUGAAUGUUAUACUUGGACAGGAAGACUUAACUACUAUUUUAAGGACACUAAAUGAAAACUUAGGUGAAACCGCUGAAAUAUCUCCUGAAUCAGAAAAGAUGGACAAAGGUGGCACAAACAGUGAGGAAAACAGUAGCUACCAAGUCUCUGCAGGGACGACAGUGGUGAUAGCGGCUGUUGUUGAAACUCAUACACCUGCUAAAGUGAAAACAACAAUGAAGUUGGAUUUUCAGUUUGAUUCCCUUACAUUAAAUUUGCAAAGCUCCAGUUCAAUUUCUUCUCAGACAAAUGCCAUUGAAAGAGACAGCAACCUGAAGCUUGCAGAAUUCAAAUUAGGAUUAAUUUCAACAUCUGUUAAAAUGUCGUCUGACGGCACCAUGAAUGCUGCAGUUAAACUAACAAAUUGUACAUUGGAUGAUAAGAGACAAGCGGUUCAGAAAGCUACUCCAAGAAUGUUAGAAAUGAAGCGUGGAAAUGACAAAAAUGUUAUGAUUGAUAUUGGUUACAAACAAGGAAGAGAAGGCACUGUGCUUGAUGUAAUUGUCCGAGACAUCUAUCUGUGUGCUAGCAUGGAGUUCCUCCUUACUGUGGCAGAUAUAUUUCUAAAGGCUAAUGAGCAAAGCUCCGCCGCUCAGAAAAGCAUUAAACAAACAUCAUCAUCAGCCACUAAGGAAACAGCUUCUACGCCGAUCUCUAAAACAGAAAUUAAUGUUGUUGUUAAAAAUCCAGAAAUUGUAUUUGUGGCCGACUUAACAAGAGCUGAUGCUCCAGCGCUUGUACUUACAACGCAGUGUGAGCUGUAUAUUAAAAACAGUCCUGAAAUGCAGAACAUGACUGCGGCUGUUAAAAAUUUACACAUGGAAGCCUGUCCUUUCCUACCAGAAAAAAGAGCAGGGAAAAUUACCACGAUACUACAACCAUGUGAUUUAUUUUUCCAAAGCAUUCAGUCUGGUGGAAGUCCACAAAUGAUUGAUCUGUCUGUGAAGUCACUGAUGUUAAAGGUUUCUCCUGCCAUUAUCAACACUGUAAUUACAAUCACUUCAGCUAUUUCCCCCUCCAAAGAAACUGAAACUGAACUCACUAGCCCCGUCCCUCCAGAUCUUUGGGAAAAAAGGGACUUGAGAGAUUUAAAACUGUGGUUUCUUGAAGAGGAAAAAGAAAGUGAGAAUAAGUCUGGAGACAAUACAAAGAUGGUCCUCUCCGGAGAGACCCUAAAGUUGAACAUUGAAUCAAUUAUUCUGACUCUUGAAGCUGGUGUUGGUCACAGAACAUUACCUAUGCUUUUAGCUAAAUCUUCUUUUUCUGGGGAUGUGAAGAACUGGAGUAGCCUUAUAAAUCUCCACUGCCAACUUGAUCUAGAGGUGCUUUGCUAUAAUGAAAUGUUUGGUGUGUGGGAACCGUUACUGGAACCGCUGGAGCUUGAAAGAAGUGAUGAUUUUAGGCCAUGGAGUCUUGGAAUUAAGAUGAAAAAGAAAUCCAGAAAGCAACUUUUCGAACCAGAUGGGGAGGAAGAAAAUUACAAAAUACCUGAUUACAUAACUGUGAUAAACAUCUUUUCAAAAGAUCAGCUGAAUAUCACUCUCUCCAAAUGUGGCAUUCUGAUGCUGAACAACUUGGGACAGGCAUUUGCUGAAGCAGCGAGCAAAACAUCAGAUGUCUUCAAAAUGGAUCGAGCUCCAUUUGUGGUGAAAAACUGUUUAGGAAUUAAAAUUUCUGUCUCCCACAGUGAUUCUUUCAUGGUUAUAAAUGCAGAUUCUCAAACCAAAGAAAUAGACUUAAACGAUAGUGAGUGCCUUAAUAUGGAUUAUGUCAGAUCCAAGAAUCAGACGGAGCAGUUUUCUGCAAUGACGAGCCUUAGCAGCAAGCAUUUUUACAUACAACUAACACCAUUGAAUCACUCACGUACAGAAAAGAUUCCUUUAACCAAAGUUGGUCGAAGUCUGUACAGUGUUCGACACUCGGAUUCUGGCGUUGAACGAUAUAUUGUGUGUCAGGUGGAUACCGUUGAUGGAGCAAAAUGCAUAUCUAUUCGCUCUCCAUUGCAAAUAAGAAAUCAUUUUUCUGUUGCGUUUAAUAUUUAUGAAGAUGGAAUUUGUUUAGGGAAAGCUGAACCAGAAGAUGAAUUUAAUAUUCCUCUAUCUUCUUACAGGUCAGCUUUGUGUUUGAAGCCCGUUCUCGAUGAAGACUUUGAAAUGUGUGAGGGCAUCAGCUUUGAAGAAAUCAUGAAAAGCAACGGUCAGCUAUUGCAGAAAAAGUGCCAGUCUUCUAAAUCUAAUAAAGCCUCUCUAAUUCUAAACAUUGUAUCAGUGAAAGAUGUUCUGAUAUCAUCAGUCUGCACCGAUGAUAGAUGGGACCUGCCCUAUGUUGUACAUUUAUGGCCUUCAGUGAUCCUUCGCAAUCUCUUGCCUUACCAGAUUACUUUUUCUUUAGAGGGUGCAGAUAAUGAACCUGUUGUCUUGGAGGAUGGUUGUUCAGCCCAAAUAAAUAAUGCAGUCAUAGAUCAUGCCAGACUGGAUUUACAAUUAAUAAAUUAUCUUGAACUGGACUGGACUGGCAAAUACAACAUACAAAGUAAACAACAAGAAAUUCACUUUAUUACGUUCUGUAGCAUCACAGACCUAGAGAAGACAGAGCUGGAUAUUGCUGUUCAUGUGACGUAUACAACUGGACAAACGAUAAUUGCAAUCCAUUCUCCGUACUGGAUGGUAAAUAAAACAGGCCGCAUGCUGCAAUACAAAGCCGACGAUGUCCACAGAAAACAUCCAGCUAACCACAAGAAGCCACUUCUCUUUUCUUUCAAGCCAAAGAACUUUUUUCAAAAUAACAAGGUUCAGCUGAUGAUCACCGACAGUGAGUUAUCUGACCCAUUUUCCAUGGACACUGUUGGCACUCAUGGUGCAGUCAAAUGCAAGAGUAAAAAGCUGGACUAUCAAGUUGGUGUCACCAUUUAUGCCAGCAGUUUUAAUCUCACCAGAAUUGUCACAUUUACGCCAUUUUUUAUGGUUACCAACAGAAGCAUGUACAAUGUGGAAGUAAUUGAGGAAGGCAUGGAAAAAUGGUCUACAGUGUGUUCUGAACAGUGCAUUCCCUUUUGGCCGGAAAAUACCAACAAUAAAUUGCUUAUUCAAGUAGAUGGCUGCAAGACUCCUCCCAAGAAAAUACAUUUUAAUAAACAAGAUAACAAUACUUUACUACAUCUGGAUGAUAAGCUUGGGGGUAUAAUCGUAGACGUCACUCUAAGAGAGCAUUCUACAGUCAUCACAUUCUCAGAUUACCACAAGGGUGCUGCUCCAUUUCUCCUAAUUAACAACACAAAGUCAGAGACUAUUGAAUUUUACCAGAGCUCUAUCCCUGUAGAUAUAGACAACCUUCCACCAGGGAAAGCUCUACAGUACACUUGGGUAGAACCAACAAGUCAACGAGAGUUAAGCUGGAGAUGCGGUGCAAACACUGGUACUGUUGGUCCCACGGAGGACAAGGUUGAAUAUCUAAGAAUGGAGGACAGUGUUAUCUAUUUUGUGUCAUUCCUGGAAGGUUUACAGCGAAUUGUACUAUUUACGGAAGAUGAAGAUGUAUUCCAAGUGACAUAUGAAAGUGAGAAAGCUGAACUAGCAGAACAAGAAAUAACAAUAUCUUUGUCAAAUGUUGGCAUUUCUUUAGUGAACAACUAUUCAAAACAGGAAGUAUCUUACAUUGGAAUUACAAGCUCAGAUGUAGUUUGGGAAACAAAGAAGAAGACACGAUGGAGACCACUCAGUGUAAAGCAGACAGAAAAAUUAGAAGAAUCCUUUAAGGAAUAUAGUGAGUCUGCACCAACAGACAAUAAAAUAGUUGAGCUGGAUUCCAAUUGCCAGGUUUGCCUAACACCCACUUUUGUUGGCAUGAGGUUUUUACAACCGACUUCAGAACCUGUAAGGAGAAGUUUUCUUCCUGCCUUAAAAAUAGAAUAUUCUGCCUCUGCACAUCAAACAUCCAUCAGGCUACAAGUUUACAGAAUACAAGUACAAAACCAGAUGCCUGGAGCUAUUUUUCCAUUUGUGUUUUAUCCCAUAAAGCCUCCAAAAUCAGUUACCUUGGACUCAGAACCAAAGCCCUUCACUGAUGUCAGUAUUGUUAUGAGGUCUGCUGGGCAUUCGGAAAUAACACGAUUUAAGUAUUUCAAAGUUUUGAUUCAAGAAAUGGAUCUGCGGAUAGACCUUGGGUUUUUGUAUGCUCUUGCUGACCUUUUUGCACAAAGUGGGGACUUACCUAAAGAUCAAGAGGUUGAGCUUUUCAAAAAAGAUGUGGAAUCUCUUCAAACGAAACUAAGCACAGUGUCAUCAACAGACACUUCUCAAAUCAGUCUAUAUGAGCAUUUUCAUAUUUCGCCAAUAAAGCUGCAUUUAAGCUUUUCUCUAAGUACUGGAGGAGAUGAUUGUAAUAAAGAACAGAGAGAAACAGAACUGAUUCCUGUUCAGUCUUUGAACCUUCUGCUAAAGAGUAUUGGUGCCACGCUGACGGAUGCCCAGGAUGUGGUCUUUAAGCUGGCCUUUUUUGAACUUGAUAAUCAGUUUUGUACGACUCAACAGUUGCAGAGAGAAGUCGUCAGACAUUAUUCAAAACAAGCUAUUAAGCAGAUGUAUGUGCUUCUUCUUGGCCUGGAUGUCUUGGGUAAUCCCUUUGGUUUUUUCCGGGAUUUGUCAGAAGGUGUUGAAGCAUUUUUCUAUGAACCGUACCAGGGCGCUAUUCAAGGUCCUGAAGAGUUUGUCGAAGGAAUGGCACUUGGUGUAAAGGCUCUUGUAGGAGGUGCAGUUGGUGGAUUAGCUGGUGCAGCGUCCAGGAUCACAGGUGCUAUGGCCAAGGGAGUGGCAAGUUUAACCAUGGAUGAAGAGUACCAACAGAAAAGGCGAGAAGCAAUGAACAAACAACCUAGCGGUUUUAAAGAAGGCAUUACACGUGGAGGAAAAGGACUUGUAUCUGGAUUUGUGAGUGGUAUAACAGGAAUCGUUACAAAGCCAAUUAAAGGCGCUCAGAAAGAAGGUGCAUCUGGAUUCUUUAAGGGUAUUGGCAAAGGUUUAGUGGGAGCUGUAACACGGCCAACUGGAGGAAUUAUAGACAUGGCCAGCAGCACGUUUCAAGGCAUUAAAAGAGCAACUGAUUCUUCUGAUGAAGUGGAAAGUCUGCGCCCCCCAAGAUUUUUUCAUGAAGAUGGAGUUGUUCGACCAUACAGGAUGAGAGAAGGAGCCGGAAGCCAAAUGUUACAGAAAAUUGAAAAUGGAAGAUUUGCCAAGUCUAAAUAUUUUGCACACGCUAUGGUCAACAACACAGACUUACUAAUGGUGAUGAAGAGCGGUGUUCUGUUUGUGACAAAGGGUACAUUUGGCCAGCUUACCUGUGAAUGGCAGUACAGUUUUGAUGAAUUUACCAAAGAGCCGUUUAUUGUUAGUGGUAGAAGACUACGCAUUGAAGCAAAGGAAAGAGUCAAAUCUGUUUUUCAUGCCAAAGAAUUUGGAAAAAUAAUCAACUUUAAAACUCCAGAGGAUGCCAAGUGGAUUCUUUCUAAACUGGAAGAAGUAUUUAAUCAGUCGUAACCACUGGAGAAUGACAAAAUGUCAGUUGCCUUCGUCAGACAAUGUAAUAUAAUAAUCUAACAUUUAAAACUGCAAGUUUAUAUAAAUCCCUAAAAAGAAAUAAACAACAGGUCUAUGCAUACUAAUAUUUCAAGAAUCAGAAUUGAAUCCUCUUCUUUGUAAAAAAAAACCUUUUAAGAACAAUUUGAAUGUUUGCCGUUUGUACAAAAUUAAAUGCUUCCAUAAAAAGCAAGUAUUUUAUUAUCAUUGCAUAUUCAUAUUAAAUGUUAAUAUUUCUUUUGGUAAAAUCCUUGGAAACAUUUUUAUGUAUAAAUCUAUUUUACCUUUUGUUGAAUUAGUUUAAAGCCAACAUAUGCACUCUUAAAGUGAUGGUAAAUCCUAGCGUUUGUGAAACGCUAGGAUUUACCAUUGGAACAAAUAAAGGGGACUUUCGUUCAUGAAGUAUAAAAUACUUCAUGCUGAAAGCUCCUUUAUUUGUUUGCAGUGUUCGCCGCACUGAGCUGCUCAGGCAGCCCACGGCAGAACGCUAUUUGGCUGAAAGGUGACGUUUCCACCUCUUAGCCAAUAGCCAUACGAGAAAUCAGUGCAGUGAUCGCUGCAAACAAAUAAAGGAACUUUCGGCAUGAAGCAUUUUAUACUUCAUGACUGGAAGUCCCCUUUAUUUGUUCCAAUGGUAAAUCCUAGCAUUUCAGAAACUCUAGGAUUUACCAUCACUUUAAUAUCAAUAUAUUUCACUGUAAUGUAAACUUUUCAGUAAUAUAUCUCCUGACUCAUGAUCUGUAAUGAUAUUUUGGCAAUUACAAGAAAAGGGAGGAGUAUUGAUCUCAGCAUAUUUAUUUAUUUAACAUGUGCAUUGCUAUAAGGACUGCUCUAUGUAUUGGUAAUAUUUAAAGCAGGGGUGUCCAUACAUUAGUGAGGAGUCUUUUCCUUUAUUUGUUUGUCAGUGUGCAAAGCAUAAGAAAAUCUUACCUUCACCAAAAACUGAUCUUCAUUUAACACCAUGACUAAUAUUCUUGUGCUGAAUCAAGUAUAUAUAUAUAUAUAUAUAUAUAUAUAUAUAUAUAUAUAUAUAUAUAUAUAUAUAUACAGUAUAUAUUUGAGACCACUGUAUGGGUGCAGAAUAUUCUUGUGUAAAGCAUAUUAUUUAUUUUUAAACAGACCUAUGCUAUUCUGUUUGAGAAGGAGAGGGGAAUUCACACCACAGUUUUUGGAUGUAUUGGUCACUACAGAUAUACUGAUAGAUCCUGAUCUACAUUUUGGUAACACCUGCUUUAGACGUAUAUGAAAGGAGCUACUGAACCGAAAGACCAAUUAAAAACACAGGGUCGAUGACAUUAGAAAAAUGUAUUAUCUGAUUUAUAAAAAAAAAGGUUUUUUUUUUCUCUAAAUAAUAUGAAUCAACUCAAUAGUUUGUUACCCAUUAAAAAAUAUGUAUGUUCAUUAAAAAAAAUAAAACCGUUUUCAUAGCUU
Bombina bombina (fire-bellied toad) is the source of this 11150-nucleotide messenger RNA. RefSeq names its product vacuolar protein sorting 13 homolog A (gene VPS13A). Bases 108 to 9680 code for a protein of 3190 amino acids. Lineage: Eukaryota; Metazoa; Chordata; Amphibia; Anura; Bombinatoridae. The transcript has 72 exons. Gene Ontology annotation, cellular component: extrinsic component of membrane. The record is from RefSeq and is a predicted model, not a curated record. Gene Ontology annotation, biological process: protein retention in Golgi apparatus; protein targeting to vacuole; autophagy.